AUGGUGGAAAAACAGAAGAAACGUCCAAAACUUUUGAUUCGAGCUCGUGAACGUGACGACAUUUGCCAUCGCAUCUACUUUGCCAUCUUGGAAUGUCUUGGAUAUGAAGUUAACGAUGAGACCGUCUUCACCAUCAAAUACACUCCAGAUGGUGGUGUUGACGUCAAGGAGAAUGAAGGGAAGUAAGUCUUUGUAUCUGAAAUGAACAUUUUAUCUUUUUUUAUCUGUUGCAGUUGAAAUAGGCAAUUUUAAAAGACCCUUUCACAAAUUUUUGUAAAAAAAACGCUUUAAAUACAGUUGUUUUAGAUGUUUGGCAAAUAUAGUCCAUGCUUUCUUUUCAUAUCUUUUUAAAAUAUUGCUCUGUAGCUCAAGUUUUCCAGGUUUCCCUAAAUUUACAGUUUAUCUUAGAAUAAUUAUUCGAAAACUUCGAAAGCUCGCCUAACACAAUACCCAAAGUCAAAAACCAAUUUUCGCAGAUAUCAUAAACUUAACUCACGUUAACACUUUUAAAACCCUAUUCGAACACCUUGUCAAGCGAAGUUUUUAGCUCUAAAAAUUGACCAAACACUUGAUUGUUACCCAAAAAUUGCGCGAAAACAAUGUCAAGGCGUUAACCCAAGCAAAUCUCACUCAAAAAGUUAUAAACGUUGCCGUUUUUUAAAAAAUAAAAUGUCUUUUACCUAAACCAAGAAAAAUAAAUAGAAGGAAUUACUUACCAAUCGACUCCAUAUGGUUUUAGCUUCGAUUUCUAGGCAAAGGUUAACAAAUUUUGUAGGAAAGCAGACGAGUUCGAACAAAAAAUUGUGAAGUUUGAGAAACCUGAAAAUAUUGAGUUACACAACUUUUUGCCGUUUGUUUUAGAAAGAAAUUGUUAAUAAUCGCUUUUUAGAUUCAGAUCCUUGGAUGCCAUGCUGAUCUACUACCACACGUUUGCAAUCUUGGAUGCCAUGCUGAUCUACUACCACACGUUUGCAAUGUUCAAAGAAAACGGCCGCGUCGAGAGCUUCCCAAUCCCAAGUCACUAA
Molecule: messenger RNA, 1025 nt
Organism: Bursaphelenchus okinawaensis
Lineage: Eukaryota; Metazoa; Nematoda; Chromadorea; Rhabditida; Aphelenchoididae
Source: the annotation of a GenBank genome assembly